AUGGUAACUAGAUCGCAAGGUGUAGCUACCUAUCUGGACGAUAUCUUGGUGAGUGGCAGAAACGAACAAGAGCAUAGGGAGAAUCUGCUCGCACUAUUUGGAAAAAUAGCCGACUAUGGAUUCAAGGUACUCCUGGACAAGUGUACAUUCUCCAGAAAUAUGUAUCUCGGUUUCAUUAUUGACAAGAAUGGGAGAAGACCCAAUCCAGAGAAGAUCGAAGCUAUAGCUACCGAGAACAUGGACGAACCGAAGAAUAUUGCGCAACUAAGAUCUUUUCUGGGAAUAAUUACGUACUACCCUAUAUUUGUGACACCUAUGAGGAAUCUCCGUGGACCGUUAGAUGCGUUUCUCAAAAAGGACGUGAAGUGGAGAUGGAGCUUCAAAGAACAUACCAUUUGAAAAAUUGAAGGAGGCAUUGUCAGGCGACGCCAACCUUGCUCACUACGACCACCAGCAGAAGAUUCUUGUGGCAGCUGACGCUUGUGAUUAUGGUAUUGGACGAAGAUAUAUCAUUUCGCAUAGAUACGAAGACGGUUUAGAGAAACCUAUUGCACGUGCUUCAAGGUUAUUGUCAGCUGCUGAGAAGAAGUACUCGCAGAUUGAGAAGGAGGCUCUUGGACUUGUUUUUGCCGUCAAGAAGUUUCACAAGUACUUAUUUGGAAGAAAGUUCUUAGCAACCAUGUUCGACUAUCAUUUAAUCUUGGCAUAGUGUAGAUGUAACUUUGGAGGUCUCUAUGAAGGCACGACCAGGAUGAUACAAAGUUUAUUCGGCUAACGCGUCGGCCAAUCGCCUUCGUCAGAGCCUUAGAUGUCACAAGAAGACCGUUUAACGGUUUAACGGCUUCUUGUGACAUCUAAGGCUCUGACGAAGGCGAUUGGCCGAAACGUUAGCCGAAUGAACUUUGUUUCACCUUGGUCGUAGCUUCAGAGAGACCUCCAAAAUAAGUUCUUACCUUUAACAGAUCAUAAACCCAUCAUAACCCCUUGUUAGCUACUUUUGGAGACAAGAAAGGAGUUCCGGUAUACUCCGCAAAUCGGCUUAUGUGGAGAAUGAUGUCUCUAGAUUGCAUCAGAAGACUACCACUGACCCAUGAAGAUGUGAGGGAUAGUACCGCAAGAGACUUCUUACUCAGGAAUUUUAUGUGA
Molecule: messenger RNA, 1146 nt
Organism: Haemonchus placei
Lineage: Eukaryota; Metazoa; Nematoda; Chromadorea; Rhabditida; Trichostrongylidae
Source: the annotation of a GenBank genome assembly